Messenger RNA from Botrytis porri, 633 nucleotides. RefSeq lists its product as uncharacterized. The record is from RefSeq and is a predicted model, not a curated record. Lineage: Eukaryota; Fungi; Ascomycota; Leotiomycetes; Helotiales; Sclerotiniaceae. Gene Ontology annotation, molecular function: cytochrome-b5 reductase activity, acting on NAD(P)H. The transcript has 3 exons. Gene Ontology annotation, biological process: ergosterol biosynthetic process. The coding region runs from base 1 to 633 and encodes 210 amino acids.
AUGGAGAAAUUAAACCACGACUCGAGUCGUUUUAGGUUCAGCUUGCCUACUGAAGAUUUAGUCAGCGGCUUAUCCUUAAUUUAUGCACCUGGCUAUGUAGAUCUGGUAAUCAAGCGUUACCCAAGAGGCCAAGCAAGCCAGCACAUCCAUUCCCUCAAACCAGGAGGUUCGUUGUUUGUUCUCGCAAUUCUCGGCGGGUACAAGUGGAAGCAGAAUGAAUUCAAUCACAUUGUUAUGAUUGCUGGUGGGGCAGGUAUUACCCUCAUGGCUCAACUCCUGAAGGGCAUCUUUUCCAAUCCCUUGGAAAAGAUCAAAGUAACCCUUCUGUUCGGCAUCAACACCGAUGAGGACGCCCUCUUCCGCUCCGAAUUUGACGAGAUUGCAAAGACAUACCCGGACCGCUUCAGCGUCGGCUACACCAUUACUCACCUCGGUCUAGACUCGGUCUUUCUUAAAGGUCGAGUCACGAAAGAACUGAUCAAGGACGCGUUGUCGAAAGCCUCGAAUGUGCAUGAGAAAGUAUUUGUAUGCGGGCCGUCGGCGAUGGAAGCGUCGCUUCUGGGCGAGCGCAAUGUGAGUCAAGGAAUCCUUGGAGAGUUGGGAUUCGGCAAGGAUCAGUUUUAUAAGUGCUAG